AUGAUGAGCGCUACGGAGGAGCCUAUCCACGUGCUCGACUUACCCCAGACCUACGAGAAACCCUCCGGCACCGAUCUCCUCAAUGCGCUGACACUGUUAGCCCUGCAGCCUAAGGCCUUUGGAACUAGCCCCGAGGUAGCGAAGGGCCCAGCUGUGCAACCUGCGGGGGUGAAUCGGUAUCUCACCCAGAUCAUUUCGAGCCCGCUAUCAUGGCUCGAGACCGAUGAACUGCGAGAGGCAGUGUGGGAUGCGGCGGCGGCUCGUUUGAGCGAGCGCUCAGGCCGUGCUGCGAUGCCGGCCAUGUCGCGAGUUUUCUCGGUCCCCACUUCCUCCGGCCAAGAUCACUCAAUCACCUUGCACGAGCCAUCCCUCACGGCGGAUAACCUGGGUAUGAAGACCUGGGUCUCUUCAUACCUCCUGUCCCGCAGACUCCAUAAAUUUAUCGAAGGACCCGCGGAUCUCGUGCCAUCUGGCCCCACCAAUCCCUCAACCACACCCGCAAAAUCAAAGAAGCCGGUCCGAGCCCUUGAACUUGGAUCCGGUACAGGAUUAGUCGGACUUUCCUUCGCAGCCCUUCAAGGCAAGUCAGCAACGGUGCACCUGACCGAUCUUCCCGAGAUUGUACCAAAUAUCGCACACAACUGUGCUCUGAACGUUGAGCUUCUCAACAAAACUGAGGCAAAGGUAACCACUGGUAUUCUGGACUGGUCUAUUGUUCCCACGCCACCCACAGCGGAAGAGCGAUACGACGUGAUCCUCGCUGCUGACCCGCUGUACUCGCCAAGCCACCCUGGAUGGCUUGUGCAGACGAUUGGAUCCUGGCUGGGACGUGGGCUUAGUGCACGCGUUAUAGCGGAAAUGCCCCUGCGAACUCCGUAUCUUCCCCAGGUGCAAGAAUUCCGCAAGCGGAUGGCAGAUCUUGGUCUGGCGGUGAUUGAGGAAGGUGAAGAAAUCGGAUACGAUGACUGGGAGGGAGCCGAUGGAGAUGUAUUACCAGUGAAGUGCUGGUGGUCGAUCUGGGCAUGGAGCGAGAAGGUAUAA
Penicillium odoratum is the source of this 1041-nucleotide messenger RNA. RefSeq names its product S-adenosylmethionine-dependent methyltransferase. The record is from RefSeq and is a predicted model, not a curated record. Lineage: Eukaryota; Fungi; Ascomycota; Eurotiomycetes; Eurotiales; Aspergillaceae. Bases 1 to 1041 code for a protein of 346 amino acids. The transcript is spliced from 3 exons.